CGUGGCCCCACUGCGCGAAGUGUUCGGGGACAGGGCCACGCCCUGCGCUAGAAGCAGCUGCACCGAAGCCAGUCUGCCUCAAAUCUGGCUGAAGCCACCGAUCGCCGAACGAGAGCUACACAUCCUAUUCAUCAUACUGAACACUCGGCACGUCUGAGCGCACUGACUCUGUACCGGUGCAAUGGAAUCGACUUGUAUUUGGUUGAUGACAGUAUCUUUCUUGUCGUCGUUAGUUGGAGGCGCCGCGAUGAGCAUCACAUCCAUGAGUCAGGACUCAUCCGACAGCUAUGAAGCUGCAAACUCGACAAACCAAGCCUUGGCACCAGCCUCCUGGAAGACAAUCAACGGUGGGGUUGCUAGUGUGGGCUGCUCUUGCACAGUGUCUAUGUACGAGCACUACCUGUCGUCUGGGUACGGGUGCCAGGGUUCCAACACUGGCACCGUCAUUUCGUACAGCACUGUUGGCGCAUGGAUCAACGUCAUGCCUGGGAUAUCGUCUCUUGUCCUCAGCGGCUCCUGCACGAUGAUCACUAACGCGAACCUAGAUUACACGUACACGCCAGGCGCUUAUUGCCACCCUUUGCCGACUGGGAACGAUAACAUCGGAUCCGUACUCCUGAGUUGCGCUGGCACUCCGUCUCCGACGCCCUACCCGACGCCCUACCCGACGGCCUUUCCGACGCCCUUCCCGACGCCAAGCCCGACGCCCAGCCCGACGCCUUAUCCGACGCCCUACCCGACGGCCUUUCCGACGCCCUUCCCGACGCCAAGCCCGACGCCCAGCCCGACGCCUUAUCCGACGCCCUACCCGACGGCGUAUCCAACGCCGUUCCCGACGCCCAGCCCGACGCCCAGUGCGGGCGGAGUCGGCGGAAGCGUUGCUGCUACAGGCGAUCCCCAUCUGCAAAAUGUUCUUGGCCAGCGGUUCGACUUGAUGAAGCCGGGCAAGCAUGUCCUGAUAAGCAUCCCCCGUGGAAGGCAUAAGAACGCAUUGCUGCGUGUGGAGGCUGAUGCGCGUCAAGUGGGUGGACAAUGCGCAGACAUGUAUUUCCAAGAGUUGAAUGUCACAGGGGAGUGGGUGCAGGCGACAGGGUCUAGCGGUCUCAAUUUCAAAGCUCAGGGAGUGCAUGAUGAGCAGCCGAAGUGGCUAAAGUUUGGGAAGGUGCAGGUUAAAGUUGCCCAUGGGCGCACUCUGAACGGAGACUGGUAUCUGAACUUUUACGUCAAGCAUCUUGGAUAUUCUGGCUAUGCUGUCGGAGGAUUACUAGGAGAAGAUGACCACACUGAGGCAGCGAUGCCCUCGGAGGCUUGCGUUCACUACGCGUCCCUGUUUAAGGUGCUGCCCGAUUCGUCUCAAAGCGCACCCGUCUUUUCAGUUGCCGAGGCGAGUUUCGCUUGAUGACCCGUGCGUGGGACGAGGUCCCAGCGUAAUUUCUAAUAUACGGCCAGUGCCGCCGUCCCUGGAAGAAGACCCCCAUGAUGAAGGUGACAGCCAGAGUUGUUCGGGAAGUCUGGGACCAGACGCCCCGAAGAGUUCCCC
This is a messenger RNA of Prorocentrum cordatum, 1540 nucleotides long. The record is from the annotation of a GenBank genome assembly. NCBI's taxonomy places the organism in Eukaryota, Dinophyceae, Prorocentrales, Prorocentraceae.